UUAAGUCAAUUAAAAAUGAUUAAGGAAGCAAACGGGACUAUUUGGUAAAACAUACUAGAUCUGUUGCAGGAUUUUCAGCAUUAAUGUUUUAAAUGUCUCAUAUAUCAGCACACUGCUAAGCACUACUAAACACUUCGUAGCUGUACCGUUGUAGGAGCCACGAAGGUGAUUAUUAUAUAUGUUCUGUCUAAUAUAAAAUGAUAGUUGAUAUGAUAGUUUAAUGGUUUAUAUUUGGGACACUUGGGUUGUUAUAUUUGGUUGUGUUUGUUAAUUGCAUUUCACCGUAAUUGGGGGCGGUAACCCUAUGAACGGAUUAUAAUAGCAGGCACAGACGGAAGUAGCGAGGGUGGAAAGUGAGAGGGUGAGUGACGGGGACGCCGUAUUUUUGUUGACCGCUUGUUGAGCGCUUGUUGACUGCUUGUUGAACGCUAUUGGCGCUAUUGACCGCUAUCGCUAACGCUAUUGACGCUGUUGGCGCUAUCACUAUUGUUGCUACGCUAUUGUUGCUACUGUUGACCGCUAUUGACGCUGUUGCUGGCUGCUGCUGCGCCGCUGUUUGCUACGCUGCUACGUUGUGAUUUUUCUUUACUUUGAGCACGUUAUGCAUACCGGAUUAUGUUGGACUAAUACUUCAAUAAACCUGUCGAAACGCAUCAUUGGUACAGCGCGUCACAAUCCGCUACACCCAUAACUUAGUCGCUGAGAGGCUGUUUAUUUGAAUACAUGUCGCUACAACCGUAAUGGUAAAGAGUGUCUUGGUUGGACGUUAAUACCCCUGCGACGUACUCAUCACUGGUUUCUCUUUCAGACGAUGUAUUCACCUGAGACCACAUCUACCAGUCUCCCACUGUGUCCCUCUCCCUGUGAUCCUCCCGCAUUGGGAGAUGAUGAGAUCUACCAUGUCUUCGUCAGCUACAGCAGCACUGACUACCAGUGGACCCACUCGGUCAUCCACCGGCUGGAGGCCUGUGGCCUGAAAGUCUGCUACCACGAGCGCGACUUCACUCCCGGCCGCACUGUGCUGGAAAACAUGUCCGACUGCAUCCAGGGGAGCCAGAAGGUCCUGCUGGUUCUGAGCCAGGAGUUUGUGAGGAGCCGCUGGUGUCUCCUGGAGGCCAACAUGUCUUUGUUCAGAGACUGCCUGGGGCGGAAACCCAUCGUCCCGGUGGUCCUGGAGCAGGGAGUCCCUGUUCCUCUCCACCUCUGCCACCUCACCUACCUGGAGGCCGACGACCCGGACUUUGAGAGCAAGCUGCUCAAGGUGCUGUGCACCCCCAACCGGCAGCUCCAGGGCUCCACCGUGGUGCCCUUCCAGCCCCCUUCCAUCUACAACGGGAAGGCCCUGCAGCCUUUGCUUUCCGUCAACGAGGAGGGACUCAGCAAGUGGGAUUGCGGGCGCUUCAGUGACAUGGAGGUGCCGGACCAACUGCGUCUGGUGAUUGAGGACCACGAGAAGUACAAAAAGGCUGUGAGGAUUAUCAACGAUGUCCAUCAAACGAAAGUGGCCUCACUGUGGCUUAGAGCACUGAGGCCUAUUAUCGGUGGAAUCUUCUUUCUACUGUUGAUAGCACUAGCUACAGUUACGAUUAUUGUGAUUACUUCACUUAAAUCAAAACACCCAGACAAUACGUCAAAUCUUAUGGCGGUCGUCCUUACUUGUAUAUACUGUGUUGUUUUUUCUUUGGUUAUUGACGUUGCUUUGUGGGAAAAAGAUCAACUGAAGUUCAUAGUGAAGGAAAUGCAGAAAGCUGUGGGCCAAGCCAACGUGAUCCUCUCUGAAGAGAAAGUGUUAAUGGGCUGUUGGUCACAUUCAAAGAUCUAUCUGGUCUACAUUAAUCUGGACGGAUGCAGGGGAGAGUUUGCAGAAACCUUUUCUGAGGAGGGCUGUGCCGAGGACAUGUUUAAAAGAGCCCUGACCUUCUUCUCAUCAGGAUAUGCCUGCUGCCUUGCUAAAAGAGACUUCCCUUUUUCUCAACUCACCUCCACUGGUCACCUGGAGGGAAUGGUGUGUUUCUGUCAGUAUGUCUCACAGAGGCUGAGAGCAGAUCAAUGGGAAUAGAAAUGUUUGUUGUUUCCUUUAGAUUAAAGCUCACCCAGCCGCAUAAAAGCACAUUUCUGCACAGUGUGUUUUCCUUAGUGAGCUCAUAUUCAUUCAUGUUUUUUAUCAUGAUAUCUUGCAUAAUGUCUAGUCUGUUAUGUACACAUUUUUAAAUUUUACUUUUAUUUUUUAACUUUAACUUUUAACUUUGAAUAUAAGCGUAUUUCUUACAUACAGAUAAUUCUGCAUGUGAUGUCAAAUUGCACUUUUUAGAUUUGUGUAUCAGGGAACAUUUGCUAAAUUUGACAGACACUGUGUAUUGAAAAUUGAGCACUGGGCUCGCUUAGCCAAAGUUUUUGGAUUGAUGUUCGAACGUUUCAAGUGUCCAAAUCGCACCAAGCUGAACAAAGCACUUCUUUGGGUCACCGGCAAUACUCCCGCCAAGCGGGAAGUAGAUCGGAUGAGCCAGUUUGGAGAAACUAUGGGUUUUUGAAAUUGUCUGUAUUUGCAAAGUGAACUACUGAAGGUCAGUAGAAAGGAAUUCAUGAUACGUGUUUUA
Pungitius pungitius (ninespine stickleback) is the source of this 2597-nucleotide messenger RNA. RefSeq lists its product as uncharacterized. Gene Ontology annotation, biological process: inflammatory response; toll-like receptor signaling pathway; immune response. Gene Ontology annotation, cellular component: plasma membrane. The transcript has a single exon. Lineage: Eukaryota; Metazoa; Chordata; Actinopteri; Perciformes; Gasterosteidae. Gene Ontology annotation, molecular function: transmembrane signaling receptor activity; triacyl lipopeptide binding. The record is from RefSeq and is a predicted model, not a curated record. The coding region runs from base 812 to 2059 and encodes 415 amino acids.